GUCAGACUCGCGAAGUGAAGACCGGGACCCCCCCCGGUCCCUCCCCCCGUCCCCCACCCGUCCCCCGCCCCGCGAUGCUCCAUCGAUCGGUCACAUUGACUCUAUCUGCUAUCGACCAACAUGCGCCUUUCUCCGUGGCUCGUGUGGAUUUUAACUCUUCACACCGCAGCUCAGCAUCUCCCCCCCCGCGAGGAGGGAGGCGUGCGGCCCGCGGCGGGGACGCGCGGCCCCUGCGGCAGACCGGCGGCGGCGCGCAGGACCGGGAGCGCGGCUGUGAUCGGGCCUCUUGCGUGUGGAAGUCGGUGUUGCGUCGGAUGGACUUUCUCACCUGGAACCCGGCGGUGCACCAAACCCCGGUGUCUUCCCCGUUGCCAUGGUGCCUUGUUGUGCCGCCCGUCAAACCGGUGUGUGUGUCCACGCGGUUUCCAUGGUUACCGCAGUGAGUCGCUCCCGCUGACAGGCGGCUCUCCAGACCCGGCCUCCCCAAAUACCGGGAGCCUCGGCGCUCCCUCCGGUCCCGUCGCCACAACAACAACCGCCAGACCCGGACCGGGAGCUUCAGACCCGAUUCCACUGGAGACCUUAAAUGUUCAAGAGGAUGCCGAGAUCCUAAAUGCUGGAGUAGACAAAGGAGACUCAUCCCCAACAUUUCCUCAGGAGGGACGGAGAGCCGAGAGGACGGAGACGCAGGACUCCAACAACCUCCAGGAGAAGGAGGAGGGGAUCAGAGCCGGGCCUACCGGCCGCAAAACAGAUCCUUCCUCGUCUCAGACCGUGUCUCCACACCUAAGACAGAUGUCUCCUCCAGAAGACCAAGGAGUCCUCCGACAGGAGACAUCUACGUCCUCUGGAAUCCCAAAUCCGGAGUCCCGCUCUGGGACCGGGGCACAGAGGAGCGAGGAAGUUGCUGGGACAGCAGGGGGGAAGAAGAAGAAGGAGACCAGAGGAGCAAAGACGCAGUCGCUGAGUCUGAGGGAGGCCCAGGCCGUGAUGCUGAGGAAGACUCUGUCCCCGAGAAGAAGAGGAGACAGGAUGGCCGCCCUGCUGAUGAAGCACAUCGAGAAGGAGAGGAAGAAGGUUCUGACCGUGUCCUCAUCUCCUGACUCCUCUUCCUCCUCCACCUCCUCGUCAUCUACAGGAGACACUCAGAAGGGCCCGAUACAGCCUCUAUGUAGCUGCUGCUGGGGCUGACGGACAGACGUUGUCGGGAGGCCGAGGCGUGGAGAGGCUUCAGGUGACGUUCACGCCCACCGUCUGCCAGGUGCGCUGCAGCCAGGACCAAUGUGUCAACUACUGCGAGCAAGGCAACGUGACCACUCUGUACAGCAGCACCGAGGGGGGAGGAGGGGGGAGGAGGAGGAGGAAGGAGAGACAGCUCCCACGGACCUGGCUUCAGAGUGUUUCUCUGUCCUCUGCUCUGUAAGAACGGAGGCGUCUGUCUGCAGAAGGACCGAUGUCUCUGCCCACCAGGCUUCAGCGGGAAGUUCUGCCAGGUCCCCAUCGCGUCCUCCGCCUCCUCCUCCUCCUCCUCAACCUCCUCCUCCACCAACGAGAUUGUCAAGCCGGCGCUGGUCUCCGCCAUGGAGGCCAAUCAGGAGCUGACACAGUCAGAGUUCCUGCUGCCACUGAGACCCAGCCAGGAGACGGGCGUCUCCGGAGGUGAGUCUGACCUUUGA
This is a messenger RNA of Gasterosteus aculeatus aculeatus (three-spined stickleback), 1676 nucleotides long. The record is from RefSeq and is a predicted model, not a curated record. NCBI's taxonomy places the organism in Eukaryota, Metazoa, Chordata, Actinopteri, Perciformes, Gasterosteidae.